ACCUGUUCGCAAAGCAAUGCAGGCGAUGAUACUGGAAUGCCUAGUGUUACCAACUCUCAUCAUCACCUCCACCGACCUGCGCUUGCUUUCCCUGCACACAAAAAUCAAAUGAUAACAAUGACCUUUUUAAAUCCCAGCAAGAGGUGUACUCAUAUUGCGUUCUGCUGGUUUGGAGAAAAAUGGGAAAGGGAAAGGGAAGGAUGGGUAUUAUGGAGACUCCCUCGAUCAGAAUUCUCAAUAUUUUGAUGCAGAGGGAAAGGGAAAGACUACAAGAUUUAGAGAGCGCUGUAGAAGUUGAUUGCCAUCUGAUGGAGUUUGGCGACGUUAGGUAUCAUAUUCAGUCGUCAAUUGCAGAUCCUCAAUAUGUUGAGUUAUCAAUUUCACUUCCAUCUUGGCCUCAAGAAAGUAUUUGUUCUGGUGGGCUUCCUUUUGGUGCAAUAGAAGCUGUCAAAGGAGCAUAUGGUUCUUCGAUAGAAAUCAUUGAUCCUCCAGAAGAAGGCUUUCAACUCACAUUAGCUAUUGACUUGGCCAAAUUUCCUUUGGACAAAGAUUGCCGAUUGCAACUGAUGAAAAAGAUUGCAUCUUUGCGAGCAGUGGUUUUAGGUGCAUGCAUGAGGGAGAUACUGAAAAAUCUUACAUCCAGAAUAGUUUAUCCUGAUGCUGGCCAAGUUAUAACGCUGGUGCAACAUCCCAAGGAGUCUUUCUUUCUUAUUCCCUUGAUGGAAAAGAUGAUGGUGGUCCUUCCAGUGCAUUUUAAGGAUAGCAGUGAUGCAGUCCUUGCAAUUUCCUUUCUUCAGGAUUUUGUGGAGGCAAGGCGCUGUUCAGGAUUGAAAAAAGCACCAUCUUGUAUUUGGUCUCAAAAACCACCUCAAGAGAUGAAAGGAGCACCUGCCUAUACAUCCAGUGCCAAUGCAGGGUUUUUGUCUUUUGUGAUAUUUCGUCAUCAUGUUGAAGGUGAUAAGCUUGACAGGACAGUCUGGACCUUAUCAAGCUUUCAUGCAUACCUGAAUUACCAUAUAAAGCGUUCGAAAGGAUUUAUGCACAUGCUAAUGAGGCGGCGUGUGGAUAAUUUGAUUCAGGCACUGAACCAAGCAAAAGUCCAUGUGGAGAAAGAUAAAAAGAAAUUGAAAACACCAGGGCUUCCUUGUCUACCAAAAUUAUUGCCACAUAGAAAGGGGAAAAUGAUUAGUAAAGGCUAUGGCUGUCCUAAAUGACAAGUAACUAGGACAAGUGUGCCAAUUCAAAUACGAAGAGUAAAACAUCAAAGAAAACAUAUUUGGUGGCAUUGCUUGAAGAUUCCAAAUAUCUCUUCUUUAAUGAAGUGCAAAACAUAACAUGUUGUGCAACGUACACUCUCUCUUUCUUGUAGUCAUAAAAAUCAGUUGAUUUUUUAUAUGUAUAUGUCCAAACAUUAUGGUGUGAAAAUGUGAUCAUAAGUCAAUAAUGUUAUCUUGUUGCUACCAUUUGAAGCAUAUAUAGGUAUAACUUUUGAAUGUAAAAUAUCUAGUACUUGAUUAUAAAAUAUUUGUGAGCUUUCAUCACUUUUCAAGAUAAAUCAAUUUCACAA
Cryptomeria japonica (Japanese cedar) is the source of this 1567-nucleotide messenger RNA. Its product is annotated as actin-related protein 2/3 complex subunit 2A. Gene Ontology annotation, cellular component: actin cytoskeleton; Arp2/3 protein complex. The transcript has 10 exons. Gene Ontology annotation, molecular function: actin filament binding; structural constituent of cytoskeleton. The record is from RefSeq and is a predicted model, not a curated record. Bases 180 to 1214 code for a protein of 344 amino acids. NCBI's taxonomy places the organism in Eukaryota, Viridiplantae, Streptophyta, Pinopsida, Cupressales, Cupressaceae. Gene Ontology annotation, biological process: actin filament polymerization; Arp2/3 complex-mediated actin nucleation.